CCCUUUGCUAGCAAGCGUUCCUAGGGUGUCGCCAGCCUGGCCGACAGGCUCAGGCUCGUCCCGCAGUUGACUGGAACAUUCCGACCAGCGCGUGCCGCUCGGCUCCCUAGAGCCCCGCUCCCGUCGCUGUAGGGCUGAUGUCAUACUUACACUACCAGAGGAAUUGUGCAGCAGUAAACCUACACUGUGCCAGCCCCUUCCUUUGGCAAGUAGAAUUUAAAAUUCUGGAGAAUCUCCUUUCUCUCUUGCUGUCUGCUCUGGACUGAACAUAACCCCUUCAGAACUGCAGGUUUUCAGAAGGGUGGCCAAAUGAGUGAUCUCACAGAAGAAAACUGCAAGAAAAGCAAUUCUGCCCAGGAAGCAUCUGCAGAAGGAAAUGUCUCUCCUGAGAAGGAUGGUUCAAUAACACAAAAACAAUUGCAGCAACUUGAGAAACAAUUAAAAUGCUUAGCCUUUCAAAAUCCAGGACCUCAAGUAGCUGACUUCAAUCCUGAAACUCGAGAGCAGAAAAAGAAAGCGUGCAUGUCACAGAUGAAACGAGAUUUUUUUAAGAAGCCCAAAAGUGCAAAGAAGUACGACAGAUGUGGCAGGCUGCUUUGUAAUAACUUCGAUUUGUGUGAUUGCCUGGAAAAGAACUGCCUGGGUUGCUUCUAUCCUUGCCCCAAAUGCAAUUCAAACAAAUGUGGAGUGGAAUGUCGCUGCAAUAGGAAAUGGGUUUAUGACAAAAUUGAGACUGAAGCUGGGAAUGUGAUCAGUGUGUUUCCAUUUCUUGCCUCUGACUGAUUUUGUUCUUAUCGUUUUUGUGCGUGAAUAAAGUUCUUCACGUUUUAUUAAA
Strigops habroptila (Kakapo) is the source of this 835-nucleotide messenger RNA. It is a transcript of the gene ARL14EPL, whose product is annotated as ADP ribosylation factor like GTPase 14 effector protein like. NCBI's taxonomy places the organism in Eukaryota, Metazoa, Chordata, Aves, Psittaciformes, Psittacidae. The record is from RefSeq and is a predicted model, not a curated record. The transcript has 5 exons. Bases 310 to 783 code for a protein of 157 amino acids.